ACCUGAAAGUUGGAUGCGAUCUGACAACCCAAUCCCAAAGGAGAAGAAGAGGAAGACAUUUAAAAUUACACACACCCCUUAAAACUAAACAGCUGAAACAGGUUAACCCUGAUGAUUGUACGUCAGUUCACCAGCAGAGGCGUCACCUCUCAUCUGUGUGCCCGAUUUAACGAGACCCAGAACAGACAGGUCAUGGCCAGACCCAGCUCAGACCUAGCAGCGUUCCGAGAGGUGUUCUCGAAAGCCAAACACGUCGCCAUCUUGACGGGAGCAGGGGUUAGUGCUGAGAGUGGGGUCCCAACCUUCAGAGGAGAAGGAGGCUUCUGGAGGAAAUGGCAAGCCCAGGACCUGGCCAACCCUGGUGCGUUCAGUCAGAACCCGUCCAGGGUAUGGGAGUUCUACCACUACCGCAGGGAGGUGAUGCUGACGAAGAGCCCCAACUCGGCUCAUGUGGCCAUAGCAGAGUGUGAGGCCAGGCUGCAGAAACAGGGGCGCCGUGUCACCGUCAUCACACAGAACAUCGAUGAGCUACAUCGCCGAGCCGGAUCCACCAACGUCUUGGAGAUACACGGCAGUUUGUUUAAAACCCGCUGUAUGAGCUGUGGUCAUGUUGGCGUGAACCACAAGAGCCCCAUCUGUGCUGCCCUGGAGGGCAAAGGUGCUCCAGACCCCAACACCAGUGAUGCUCAGAUCCCUCCUCAUGACUUACCCAGGUGUGAGCAGGGUGGCUGUAGUGGUCUGCUCAGACCUAAUGUGGUCUGGUUCGGGGAGACUCUGGACUCAGACAUCCUGACUCGCGUUGAAGAGGAACUAGACCUCUGUGACCUCUGCCUAGUGGUAGGUACGUCCUCCAUAGUGUACCCAGCAGCCAUGUUUGCUCCCCAGGUGGCGGCUAGAGGAAUACCUGUAGCUGAAUUUAACAUGGAGGAAACACCCGCCACCAUGCGCUUCAGGUUCCACUUCCAGGGCCCCUGUGGGACCACCCUGCCCCCUGCACUGGCACGCCACAACAAUGAGCCCUGACUUCUCCUGGCUGAGCCAUAGUGCAGUCUACACAGACCAGACUCUAGUGCUGGAUGGGUGUGCUCAGGGGUGUAUUCAUUAGGGCAAAACGUUUAGCAACAGUUAACGUUUUGCAACAAAAACGAGCGCUUCUUAU
This is a messenger RNA of Salvelinus fontinalis (brook trout), 1159 nucleotides long. Its product is annotated as NAD-dependent protein deacylase sirtuin-5, mitochondrial-like. NCBI's taxonomy places the organism in Eukaryota, Metazoa, Chordata, Actinopteri, Salmoniformes, Salmonidae. Bases 112 to 1023 code for a protein of 303 amino acids. The record is from RefSeq and is a predicted model, not a curated record. Gene Ontology annotation, molecular function: NAD+ binding; protein-malonyllysine demalonylase activity; protein-succinyllysine desuccinylase activity. The transcript is spliced from 10 exons.